UCGGAUAAUACUUAGAGAUGGUUUCAGUUUUCUUCAUGACAAACCUGAGCAUCCAGCGCGGCCGGCGGGGAAACCGACGCGCUGCUUUCAGGAAGUGUCCUCACAUCAGCUGAGCGGAGCUCUGACAGGUCGGCUGGCUACCGUCAGGGUGGCGUGAGAGCGACCGCUGACUUGCUCCGAGACAUUCAACAAAACCGGGGAUGCAAGGCGGAGGUUUGGUGUGGAUUUGUAGGUGCUAAUGCUGGAGUGUCACUCCGAGCACCAGUAGAGUGAUAAAUAGAAGGUCAGAGGUCAGCGCUGACUGUCACUUCUCACCUUCUUCUGAGUCUCUCUCAGUUGUGGAGGAUCUCCAGUGAAGAUGUCUCUGAUACCUGUUGUGCCUGACGGCCACAGUCAUGUACUGGCAGAGUUUGACUGCCUCGAUCCACUUCUGUCUGCACUACGUUUGGACUCCGGCAGGAUCAAGUGUACAUGUUUGGCAGUGUCGAGGAAGUGGCUGGCUCUGGGAACAUCAGCAGGGGGGUUGCACCUGAUUCAAAGGGAGGGAUGGAAACAAAGGAUCAUCCUCACUCACAAGGAGGGAUCUAUUGCUCAGGUGGCGUGUUGCCCUCAUGAUGAGGAUUUUAUUGCUGUUGCAACAAGUCAGGGUCUGGUGGUCGUGUGGGAGCUGCAGGUUGAGCGGCGGGGUCGUCCAGAGAGAGUCAGUGUGUCCUGGGAGCACAGAGGUCACGCCAUAACUGCGCUCUGCUGGGACACAAACACACUCAGAGUUUUUGUUGGGGACUCGGGAGGCAAGGUGUCCGUUCUGCGUGCAGGAUCCUCCAAGCUGGGCAAGGGGUCAGCGUUCGUUAUCUUCCCUGUUCAGACCGUCACCACUGUCGACUCCAGAGUGGUUCAGCUUGGGUACCAAGAUGGCCGCCUGCUUGUGUCCUCCCUAAGCCGCUGCUACCUCUGUGACACAGAGAGGGAGAAGUUCUGGCGUGUUGGAAACAAGGAGCGUGAUGGGGAGUACGGAGCUUGUUUUUUCCCUCAGAACAAGGGAUUAUUAGUUGGUCAGCCACCCCUGCUGUAUUGUGCCCGGCCAGGGUCUCGAAUAUGGGAGGCCAAUUUUAAUGGCGAGGUUGUGAGCACCCAUCAGUUCAAACAGCCACUGGGCUGUCCUCCUCUACCUCUCAUCACUUACAGAAAUGAGCCACAUUACAACCCAGUCCAGAGGAACCCCCAGUCAAUUGCCUUCCCUAAACUUCUUUAUCUGGGAGAUCAGAACCUGCUGACCUGGACUGAUUCAGCCAUUUAUGUCUUCACACCUCAGAAUGGACAAGUGCUUCUGUGGACUGAAGUCAAAGACUUGGUUGAUAUCGCAGUCUACCGCAGCGAACUCUUUUGUCUCCAUGGCAGCGGACGUCUGUCCCACCUCUCCCUGUUAUCUGCAGAGCGCUGUGUUGAGCGUCUGCUGCGCAGGGAGUCCUGGCCUCUGUCUGCUGCUGUCUGCUGUAUGUUUCAGCACACAAUCACCACCAGCAGGGCCAGAAAAUGCAUUCCCAUCGACCGCGUUGAACAUCUCAAGUCCCAGCUCAGCUCCACCACACACCUGGAGCUUAUUGGCCAGCUGGAGGAAGUCAUCGCUAAACUAGAGCCUCUGGACUCCGCCUCCAGCAGCCGCAGAAGCAGCAUCUCCUCACAUGAGAGCUUCAACGUUCUGGACUGUGGAAUCUAUCGCGUGAUCAGCCGCAGAGGAAGCCAGUCAGAUGAGGAGACGAGCUCCCUCAUCAAUCAGUCCACGUCAGAGGAGGAGAGGCUCAAAGAGUUCAGUUUUGUGCAGGAGGAAGAUCAGGUGGAUCAAGAUCCACAGAGCGGUGAGCGUCUGGAGGCUGAGCGAUCUGAGCAAGGCCUGCAGUUCCACCUUCCCCUCUCAUUCCGCCCCAAACCCCCUCGCAUUGCACUGCAGGCCGUCAAAGACAGUGUGUCUAGUUUUGUUAAGAAGACAACAGAGAAGAUCAACACCCUGCAGAUGAACUCUGAACUCUGGCAGAGGCCUGAAUUCAGAGAGGGCGGACAGUCCGAAAUGUCGGUCACCACAGCUCCAUACUCAGAAGAAAUGGAAAACGAAGUUUACGAUGAAGUGCCGAACACAGAGGCUGACAUGCAGGAACUUCGAUCAGCAACAGAACGAACUAUAUCCCAGAUCCAAGAUCCUUUGGUGCUUCUAGAUCCAGCUUGCCUGAGAGAAACUCUGCUGGAGUGGCUGCCGGUGCUGGAGCGAAUACUCGGACCUGCAGAGCUCAGGCCAGCUGCUGUCAGUGAUUCAAACGUAGAUGGACCAGUAGAGGAGAGACUCGAGAUGCAUUAUCUGAGCUCCUGCUCAGAGCAGCUAGAGGACUCUUCCUGCUCAUCAGGAGAAGCAGCAGAAGGUGAGGAGGCGAAAGAUGAGUCCUAUGAAGUCGGAGAACAAGAGCACCAGUGUAACUCCACAGAGAAGGUGUCUGAUGUUUCAAAUGGGAGCAAUCCAGAGCCUGUGCGAGUGGUGUCCCCCAAACCUGUACCACCAGAUAUCCUGGCUAAUCUCACCCAGCUGGCCACAUUAUACACAGAGCUGAGCUGCUUCAGAAACCAGGAGAAUGGACAAGCAUUGAAGUGCACAACUUUCCUGCGGCGUUACUUCUUUCUGCUGGAUCAAGAGCGUGUUAGAAGAAUGUGUCUGCUGUGUUACCAGGAGCAGCCAGAGGUGCAGGGCUCCUUCACUGAUGCAAUGCUAGAUUUCACUCAGUCCAGUAAGGUGGUGGAGGUUAUUCAGAGAGGUGAUUUACUGAGAUCUCUGCGCAGUCUGCGAGAGCUGCGGCCCUGGAGCACACCUCUUCUCCUCGCUCACUUACACAGGCUAUAUGAGAAGCAUGGGGAGGCAGCUGUACGCUCAUUUUCCCAGUUCUAUCCUACAAUAACUCCUGCUGAUGUAAUGACCAUGGCUCAACAAAGCCAUUUCCUGGCCUACCUGGAUAAUCUGGUCCAAUCACGAACUGAGGAGCACAGGCUGUCAUUUUUGCAGUCCCUUCUUGAACCAGAAUCACUGAGACAGGACUGGCUGGAGUUGGCACUUACCCACGAUGCUCCUCAGCGCUGUGACACCCUAACCCCAGAUGGACAGCCCAGGUGGCAUUCGCAUUGUUUCAGCUGGGGUUACGGACGCCUCCUGUCUCUGCUGAUUCGUCUUCCUGCAGACCUGUCCUCCAAGCAGAAGAUGGCAGAGAUGUGCCGCAGUCACGGGUACUGGACGGGCUACCUCUACCUCUGCUGUGAGCUGCAGCGUCGCACAGAGGCGUUCUCCACCAUCUGUCAGCUGGGUGACAUCAGCCUGCUGGAGGAACCUGAAGGUGUUGAGCCCCAGACGUUGGAUGAGUGGAAGCUCUUGUUCCAGUUGUCUCAGAAGUGCAGCAGUGUGGUGGAGUCUGAGCAGGUCGCAGGUGUGAACGGGAGCAGCUGGUCCAACGGUUCAGAAGACUGCGGAGGAAAGAUCAGCGUGGAGAACCUGACCCUGAUGCUGGCUCGGACGGUCGGACCCGACCAAGCUCUGGCUGUCCUGGAGGAGUGUGGGGUGCAGCUGGUCCUUUCCCCUCACUCCAAACUGGUCUGUGAACUCCUGAGAGUCACAGAGAAGAGGCAGAGGGCGAUGAUCCAGACGAUGCUCGAGCGCUGCGAUCGGUUCCUGUGGUCUCAGCAUGCCUAACUCCAGAUCAGCGCUGUGUGGACAGCAGCUUCUCUAAGCCAAACAAGAUGACUAACACUGUAUGUACUGCAAGUCUCCCCACUAUCUGCUGCUGAAGCUGUGGCUUAAUUUAUGCACUGUUAUAUUUGUCAAAGAAGCAGUAUUAUCUUUUUAACUUUAACUUUUUUUUGCACGGAUCUUUAUAGUAUUAUCCUCCUCAUUCCUUUUAUUGCCAACUGUAUCAAUAUUCAGGUCUAUGUACAGGGUAUGAUCACAUUACACAUCAAUUCUUUUAAUGAUGCGGGUUUAGCAUUCACAGAUACACAAAUAUUUUGUGUCGUCGCAGGACAAAAUAUUUGUGAACUGUCAGAAAUAACAAGAAAAUGUUCUAACCAGGCAAUAUUAGGUGAAUAAAACUGCCUCUUUGAAA
Molecule: messenger RNA, 4130 nt
Organism: Toxotes jaculatrix (banded archerfish)
Lineage: Eukaryota; Metazoa; Chordata; Actinopteri; Toxotidae
Gene: hps5
Product: HPS5 biogenesis of lysosomal organelles complex 2 subunit 2
Exons: 24
Coding region: 359-3721 (1120 amino acids)
Biological process (GO): developmental pigmentation
Cellular component (GO): cytoplasm
Molecular function (GO): protein binding
Source: RefSeq, a predicted model, not a curated record